UCCACCAGUUCCCCAAGCAAAGCGAAAACCUAGGGUUUGGGUUAGGGAGGCGGCGGCGGCGGCGGCUUUAUUCCCGAUCCCGAUCGCCAUGCCCAUCGAAGCCGCGUCAAGCUCGGGUGAGGAGGAGACCGACGUCUUCCCCGAUUGGGCGACGGAGGAGGAGGAGACCGACGCAUUCCCCGAUUGCGAGAUGGCGGAGGAGGAGGAGGAGGAGGAGGAGGAGACCGACGUCUUCACCGAUUGGGCGAUGGAGGAGGCCGCCGUCUUCCCCGACUGGGCGAUGCUGGAUCGCAUGGGCCGCACCCGCUGCCACAAGGACCUAGACGCUGCUCGUCUGGUUGUCAGCAAGAACAAGACCGCCGCUCGACUCCGCAUUGACCGCGGCCUUUCCUUGUACGUGUCCUUCACCCUCGCGGCUCCGGGUGGGGUCUCCUACCUCAACCUCCACUGGCCGUCGGUGGGAGAAGGAUCCGACGCCGCCUGUUCCUUCGUCCGGGCAACCGACAAAGACCUCGUCCUCUUCGACAUCGACGUCCCGACCCGGGUUCCCUACUUCGGCGCCCCGCCAGAUCUGUUCGUCUACACGGCCGCCGGUCCUUCCCCCUCGGUGCAGCAGCUCCCUCUGUACCCCAAGGAGAGGAUGAUAAGUCGGCGGUUCCUGAUGGGUAAAUUCACCACAGGCAUCUUGCGGCUCUCGGACAAGCGCUACAUCGUUGCCGACCUCAGUGUCCAGGAUGGUGGUGCACUCUGCGUCUUCAACUCCUCCCAGACUAAAGAGUGGAAAACCAUCCCCAUUACACCCGGCCAGAUACGUUGGCACCCACCGCAGCAGAACCAGAGCAGUGGCCAGCUCCCCAACCUCUGGUCAACUGACAAUGUGCUCGCUUUCAACGACCGUUUCCUGUGCUGGGUUGACUACUUCAGCGGUGUCCUGCUAUCUGACUUCUCUUCCACUCUAGGUUCCCCCAUGGCGCUCCACUUCGUACCUUUCCCUGGAGAGGAAUACCCUGAAGAGGUACGGGGCGCAAGUCAGUUCCCUGGGAGGUUCCGAAGUGUGUCCAUCACCCAAGGCAAGAUGUGCUUUGUCCACAUUGACAAUGACUUCCAUGAGGAGACAAGCGAAGAUGACUGCCCAUGUCUUCAGGUUCCUGGGAGACGAAGAAGCCAACCACAGCAGCAUCUGGGUCCCAAAAAGAUCACCAUUUGGACUUUUGAACUCUUACAACUUAUUAGAGUUCAAGUGGGAGCAGCAUGGUGUGAUCAACCUUGACCUCCUCCAGGCGCAACCUAAUUACAAAGCACCUAAGCGUCUUCCUGAGUUCCCAGUCUUCCAUGACCCGGAUGUUCUAUGCUGCCUGUUAAGGGAAGAGGAAUUUUAUGGCAAAGGGUGGAUGAUCAUGGUUGACAUGAAGCAAGCGAAUCUGCGGUCAUGUACUCAAUAUGUCAACCGACAGUCCUACUGUGCCAAGUGUGUGGAUACGGGCUGUGCUGAGUGUGAGGAGGACAGAGACGAGUUUUCUAAUGUGCUCCUACUUCCAACUGUCUUCUCCAAACAAUUUGAAAAGCCAACAGGGAUGGAAUUGGACAACGACAAGGUUGGGGCUCUUCUUCCAAAGAAGCAUAAGCUGUCUGCAAGGUUUCCUUCAAAGAACCGUAAGAUUAAGUGUGCCGUGUAAAAGACCUGGAAUCUGGUGACAUGGUGUUGAGCAUAGUAUGGAAGAUGAUGUUGGUGUUAAUGCUUUGAUGGUGCACUACAGGCAGACCUGGAAUCUGGUGACAUGGUGUUGAGCAUAGUAUGGAAGAUGAUGUUGGUGUUAAUGCUUUGAUGGUGCACUACAGGCAGAACCAAGCCAACAGGGAAAAAUUUGCAUUGAUGUGAUGAAGAUGAUGUACUGAUGAAUACCUUUAUCUACCUAUUUAUUUAUUAGAGUAAACGAUGCAUGUUUCUGGAUUAUCUAAUCUAAUCAUGAUGUAGUGAUUGAAUAUCCCUAAAA
Messenger RNA from Triticum dicoccoides, 1994 nucleotides. RefSeq lists its product as uncharacterized. The transcript has 2 exons. The record is from RefSeq and is a predicted model, not a curated record. Lineage: Eukaryota; Viridiplantae; Streptophyta; Magnoliopsida; Poales; Poaceae. Bases 89 to 1270 code for a protein of 393 amino acids.